AUGUUACCAGCUGCUUCUACUUUGUCAGUUAAAAUCCCUGACGACUGUUCAAUUUGUUUAAGCGCUUUAGCACCUGGUUUACCCCUUCUCACAUUGUCAUGUGAUCAUAAAUUCCAUUUACAAUGUCUUGCAUUGAAUUUGAAAGCAGAACAUAAGCAGUGUCCACUGUGUCGAGUCACAAUCGACACAACUGUAAUUCAAAUGUUGACUGGUGUCAAUGGUAAUACAGUACCGUUAGAGCAGCAAAACUUGAUGGGUCAAUACGGAGCAGAUUCUGUUGUAAAUGAUCAACACUAUCAAAGAUCUUUAUCAUCUGUCAACGUUGUUGCUUCAGUUGAAGAUCCAAUUGAUGAGAUUGCCGUACAAGAAUUCUCCGAUCGUGUUUCUUCGGCUCGACAAGCUAAUAUCUUACCAAAUGUUACCACUCUUCCUAUGAUCACUGUCUCGACCACGUUAGAAUUUGACGGUCAAUUAUCUUAUCAGGAAUCGAAUAUUUAUGGACUUGUUACUCUCAAAGCACCUUCAAUCAGUUUCUUGUCAGGAGAUAGAUAGAUAGCCAAUACUGGUAUACCAGUUUAGGCGAUGAACAAAAGGAAGUUAAAAUACUAAAAAGAAAACUGAAAAAUACAAGGACAAGAGGACAAAACACAAACAUAAAACACAAAAAAGGACUAAGACGAUGACAAGGACAUUUACAUAUAUAUACAAGACAAAACAUAAGACAACACACUACAUAUAAAUAAGUAACAAACCAGAGUAACUUGGAAUCAUAGAUUAGAAAGACGUGUCUCUAGAAGAAUAGAUUGUUGCGACGAACAUCAGUCUGUCACCUCCGAACCACAAGCGGAUCCGGUUUCGGUGACAGUCAUCAUAAAAUACAACAAUCUAAACUCAGAUUUCGGAUCUUUAAAUCUGAACUUGUUGUUCAAUCAACCAUGUUUUUGCGCAUGCUUUGACAUGCAUUGUUGCACCUUGUGCUUUUAGUAUUUUCCGGCACAUACUAUUUGGACAUACAUAUUUGUUUUUAUCUUUUUUUAUUAAUAGAUCUAUUAUUUUUAUAUUUUUUGUGGUAGUGUUCUUGUUUGUUGUUGAUGCUGUCGUUAGUUGAUGCAUCUCAUUUGUUUUGGUAUCAGUUGAUGCCUUCGUUGACUGUUUUUGUAUGCAUACUCGUUUAUGUAUGUUCAUACC
This is a messenger RNA of Rotaria sp. Silwood2, 1188 nucleotides long. The record is from the annotation of a GenBank genome assembly. NCBI's taxonomy places the organism in Eukaryota, Metazoa, Rotifera, Eurotatoria, Philodinida, Philodinidae.